Messenger RNA from Vigna radiata var. radiata (mung bean), 2582 nucleotides. Its product is annotated as importin subunit alpha-2. The transcript has 11 exons. Gene Ontology annotation, molecular function: nuclear import signal receptor activity; protein binding. NCBI's taxonomy places the organism in Eukaryota, Viridiplantae, Streptophyta, Magnoliopsida, Fabales, Fabaceae. Gene Ontology annotation, biological process: NLS-bearing protein import into nucleus. Gene Ontology annotation, cellular component: nucleus; cytoplasm. The coding region runs from base 238 to 1827 and encodes 529 amino acids. The record is from RefSeq and is a predicted model, not a curated record.
GAUCCGACCCGAAACACCAGAUCCGAGAUCCAGAACCACAACCACCGCUACACGCAAUGCAAUCCCAGACCCCACUGCAUACACAACCCACCGCUAUUUAAAUUUCCUGAGAAUAUUGUAGAAACCAUGUCGCUCUAAUUCUCAAUCGAAAACUUAGGGUUUUUCCCCCAUUUUCAAUUCCGAUUCUUUCGAUCUUUGAUUGUUCUUAGGGUUAGGGCUGUUGUUGUUGCAGCAAAGAUGUCGUUGAGGCCAAAUGCUAGAACCGAGGUUCGUCGCAACCGUUACAAGGUGGCGGUGGAUGCCGAUGAGGGUCGUAGGAGGAGGGAGGAUAACAUGGUGGAGAUCCGGAAGAGUAAGCGAGAAGAGAGCCUACAGAAGAAGCGCCGUGAAGGCCUUCAAGCUCAGCGACAGUUCCCCACUCCUCUUCAAGCCUCCAUUGUCGAGAAGAAGUUAGAAAGCCUCCCUGCGAUGGUUGCUGGAGUGUGGUCAGAUGAUAACAGCCAGCAGUUGGAAGCGACCACGCAGUUUCGGAAGCUGCUCUCGAUUGAGCGCAGUCCCCCUAUUGAGGAAGUUAUUCAAGCUGGAGUUGUGCCUCGAUUUGUGGAGUUUCUUCUUAGGGAGGAUUUCCCUCAACUUCAGUUUGAAGCUGCAUGGGCUCUCACGAACAUAGCAUCUGGAACUUCUGAGAAUACCAAGGUGGUGAUUGAUCAUGGGGCAGUUCCGAUAUUUGUCAAGUUGCUUAGUUCGCCCAGUGAUGAUGUUCGGGAGCAGGCAGUGUGGGCGUUAGGAAAUGUUGCUGGCGACUCCCCCAGGUGUCGUGAUCUUGUUCUUGGCCAUGGUGCCUUAAUCCCACUGUUGGCCCAGUUGAACGAACAUGCAAAACUUUCAAUGUUGAGAAAUGCAACAUGGACCCUGUCAAACUUCUGCAGGGGCAAACCACAGCCGCCAUUUGAGCAGGUCAGGGCAGCACUUCCAGCUCUUGAGCGAUUAGUAUUUUCCAAUGAUGAAGAGGUCUUAACAGAUGCAUGCUGGGCGCUAUCAUAUCUUUCUGAUGGAACAAAUGACAAAAUCCAAGCUGUUAUUGAGGCUGGUGUAUGUGGCAGACUGGUGCAACUCCUUAUGCACCCAUCCCCUUCAGUGCUGAUUCCUGCACUUCGCACAGUGGGAAAUAUUGUAACCGGAGAUGAUAUUCAGACUCAGACUAUCAUCAAUCAUGGGGCUCUCCCGUGCCUUUUGAGUCUGUUGACACACAAUCAUAAGAAAAGCAUCAAGAAAGAAGCUUGCUGGACCAUAUCGAACAUUACAGCUGGAAACAGAGAACAGAUACAGGCUGUUAUUGAAGCUGGUCUGAUUAGCCCCCUUGUCAAUCUUCUUCAAAAUGCUGAGUUUGACAUUAAAAAGGAAGCGGCAUGGGCAAUCUCAAAUGCUACGUCUGGUGGUACCCAUGAGCAGAUCAAGUAUUUGGUGAGCCAGGGUUGCAUUAAACCACUCUGUGAUCUGCUUGUUUGUCCGGACCCAAGAAUUGUCACUGUCUGUUUAGAAGGUCUUGAGAACAUUCUGAAGGUUGGGGAAGCUGAAAAGAGUUUGGGUAACACUGGAGAUGUCAACUUGUAUGCUCAGAUGAUAGAUGAUGCGGAAGGAUUGGAGAAAAUUGAAAACCUGCAGAGUCAUGACAACAAUGAAAUAUAUGAAAAGGCUGUUAAAAUUCUUGAAACAUACUGGUUGGAAGACGAUGAUGACACACUACCUACAGGAGAUGGUGCUCAACCUGGUUUUAACUUUGGGAACGAGCUUCCAGUCCCAUCUGGUGGAUUCAACUUUAGUUGAAGACUGUUGUGUGGGAACCAGGUUGGAUGGAGCAGGGUUGAUGCUAGGGUAAACUGUUGGAGUCGAGUCUGGGGUGGGGUGGGGUUGGGGGCCAGGGGGUGAGUUCGGUCAGUUUGGUCCUUGCACUUCAUGGUGUCUGGUUUAAGUCUGGUCUUGUGUCCGUGGUUAAUGAGGUGCUGGGGUGGGUCAGUUUAACUACCAAGUCCAAAUAAGAAGGGUGGUGGUGGGUUCAACAGCAGCAUAAUGACCUUGUUAGAAGUUUAUGUCGUGUUAAAAAUACAUAUGCUGUGGGCAUAUAUAACUAUUGGAAGGUUCUAUGUUGCAGUAGCAGGGACCGUAUUAUAUGGCAGUGGAUGGGUUUUCCUCGAAUGCGGCUUUUGAGUCCUAUUUUUUAUUGAGUCGUGUAGUUUUAUUGGUAAUUUAUUAUACAGAGUCAGUAUUUGAUUUGAGUGGAUACAGUAUUCAGAAACCGUGGUUGUAUUCAAAUGAAAGAAUUAGAAUAUUUUUGUGCUUGCAUUUCUCCGUUGGGCUAUUCUGAAGCAUUUUCUCUCGCACAAUUCAAAUCAGGGGCCUAGAAUGCGUUGUGUCAAUAAGAAGCCUAAAUCGAGAUUGCUGCCUGAAGCACAAACUCUCAUUAGGAGAGCUGAAAAUUGUAUGACCCCAAUGGAAGGAAUAUGUAUCAAGUGUAGUCAAUUUGUCAGACUAUGUUACAACAACAGUUUGUUAUUUCUGUGAAAGUUGUCUUUUUGCUUAAA